AUUGCAAUAGUUUUUUUUGUUGUUGUAAAGCGGAAUGUUCUAAAGUCAAUAAUGCAGAUCCAAUCGCUUGAGUGAUAUAAUUGUACUAGAGUAGAAGCAAGUGAAACCCCUCAUUGAUAAUGCUUUACUCAACCAUCCAUUCAUCCAUCUUUAUAUUCCCACAACAUGAUACGACAACGUAACACACUCAUUCUCUAUAUAUAUACCAAAUAAAAUAGCCUUUUAACACCUACACUCUUUCACAAUUACAAAGAAAAACAAAUGGAUCUCUCUCAUCUCUUGUUCUUCUCCUUCUUACUUCUCCUUGUCUUCCAAGUAAAGUCAACGGAUGAUAUGAUCGAAGAAACCUGCAAAACAUGUGCAUCCAAAUCUACGAUCUUCGAUUACAACUUCUGCAUGUCCUCUCUUAACAACUCUCCAAUAUCUCCUCCUCCACUUCUUCCGACCGAUCUUUCUUUUCUUGCCCUAACUCCAAUGCUCCAAGCUCUCGACAACGCGACCGCAACAGCUUCCACUAUUCAACAACUAAUGAGUGAGGGAGGAGGAUUCGAAGACGACGUUUACGGCCGUGCUUGCCUUCGUGACUGCCUCGAGCUUUACGAAGACGCGGCGGGGAGACUGGAAGAAGCCGUGAGGGUUUUUGUUGCGAGGGGAGAGAUAGAGACUGUAAAGAUGAUGGUCACCGCCGCCAUGGAAGCCGCCACGACGUGCGAGACUGGUUUUAUGGAGAGAGACGGCGGGGACGGUGGGGGUGGUGCGAUGACGUGGACGUCUCCGAUUGGCGGUGGGAAUUAUAAGUUGUUUGAGUUGGGUGAGAUUGCUCUUUGUAUCAUCAACAUGAUCUCUCCUGUGACAUCCAUGUCUUUGUGAUUAGUUGCAUUUUUCAGUUUAUUUUUCUUCAAGUAAAUGAUAUGUACUAAUAGUAUGUUUGUAAAUGCAUAGUUACGAUCUAAAGAUUUUAGGGAUUGUUUGUUUUACGUAAAUUUUUGUUUCAACAUAUAGAAAACAUUGGAUAGACAUAAUUUCCUUCGAUGUAUUAUGUUAAUUACACAAGAAUUUGGACAUGUAAGUUUGUAUAUUUUUAUCUGAAAAAAAACAGAGUAUUGAUA
Molecule: messenger RNA, 1109 nt
Organism: Brassica rapa (field mustard)
Lineage: Eukaryota; Viridiplantae; Streptophyta; Magnoliopsida; Brassicales; Brassicaceae
Product: putative invertase inhibitor
Molecular function (GO): enzyme inhibitor activity
Source: RefSeq, a predicted model, not a curated record